GGUGAUGAUCAUUGAGACCCAAUUGACGAAGACGUCAUCAGUGAUCUUGGAAGUAGUGAUUCGUAGUGUUUCCAAAGCAGAGGAAGUAGACGAUAGUCCGUUGGAUUCCCCUAGAUCAUUGAUUAUUAAUUAUUGAUUAUAGGUUAUUCAGUAAAAUGGUAUCAAUGUUCUGUGGAUUGUUGGUGGCUGCUGGUGUCAUCGCUGCUGCAGAUGCCAGAUCCGUACCCGAGGAACCUCUUUCCAUAGUGAUGGGUCCAAAUGGUUCUCCAAUGCUGUUGAUGCGUCCAAAGAGACAACCGACUCAGCCUUAUCCGCAUAAGACAAUGGUGUUCACCGGGUACUACCUGCCAAUUCGAACUGAUCCCGGACCAUUGACAGGUGUCUUCGCUCAGGGUGAUGCUGUCAGUGGGGGCUCUUACUUGGCAGGAAGUAGUCCAAGUUAUCAGCAAUCUGGGGCGGAACCGGCAGAGGAUCCAGAGGUGGCCAGCGCAGAGGCUGAAGCUUCGGACAGUGGAGAUGGUGAUGAUCAGAGUUAUUCAGGUGCUGGGGUCAGUGAGGAUCCACAACAGGAGGGACCACAGCAGGAGGAGGACAUUCAGCCGGAUGGAACCGAAGCCCCAGCACCAAAAAAGCCGAUCGCACCGCAAAAUCACUCAGCUAAACCGCCCUCGAAACCUCGCAGACCUGCCAAACACAACAAGAAGACCAUCGUUCCCCUCGACGAAGCUCCAGAAGAGGUCGACGAGGAAGAGGAGGAGGAAGACAGCGAGGAAGAAGAUCCCUACAAAACCGAUCGUCGCGACAAAAUACCAAACCUCAAUAACUUCUUCCCAAUGGUAUUCAGAUUCCCAAGUUCUUACGGCCACCGGGAAUCGGAGUCUAAUGCGUCGCCUCCUGGAAUGAUCACCGCCAUCGCCAACAGUUAUUCAACGGGGAAGGGUGGCGUCGCUAGUUCUGUUGCCACUGCCUACGGAGGAUCUCCAAAUGGAAAGAAGAAACGCGUCAAGAACUCUCAGGAUUAGAAUCAACCGAAUCUAGAAAUCUCCAACGUAAAUAGAAUUAAAUUCAACUACGAAGAAACAAUGUGACGGUUGCUUUUUACUGAAUAAAUAAUGGAUUUUCAGAAUUAAGUGGCAGUCCGGUUUAAUUAGCAUAAUUAUGAUUGAACGAUUGUUUCACGUUUAAUAAACAAAA
Molecule: messenger RNA, 1194 nt
Organism: Diachasmimorpha longicaudata
Lineage: Eukaryota; Metazoa; Arthropoda; Insecta; Hymenoptera; Braconidae
Exons: 4
Coding region: 156-1022 (288 amino acids)
Source: RefSeq, a predicted model, not a curated record